Mirounga angustirostris (Northern elephant seal) is the source of this 2772-nucleotide messenger RNA. RefSeq names its product ubiquitin specific peptidase 26 (gene USP26). Gene Ontology annotation, molecular function: cysteine-type deubiquitinase activity. Gene Ontology annotation, cellular component: nucleus; cytosol. The record is from RefSeq and is a predicted model, not a curated record. Lineage: Eukaryota; Metazoa; Chordata; Mammalia; Carnivora; Phocidae. Gene Ontology annotation, biological process: G1/S transition of mitotic cell cycle; protein deubiquitination. Bases 1 to 2772 code for a protein of 923 amino acids. The transcript has a single exon.
AUGGCCACCCUAAUGGUACACGGUUUUGUCCAAAUAUGGAGCAGGAAGAUGGGGAUGUCUAGGUCCAAAGAAGCACACAUUGAAACAGUAGAAAGAAAGAAGAAGAUCAAACUGGUGGUGUAUUUCACCACUGGAGAACAUGUAACUUUUCGACUAAGUAAUAAUAUUAAAAACGUGGUCCUUAGAUCAUAUGGAGAAAAGCAAAAUCACCUGCACUUAACUUUCCAAAACAAGAGCUACUUGUUUAUUGAAAGAUUAUCUUCCAGAGAUGCUGAAGAGUUGAAGAUGUUCCUGGAUAGAGUCCAUCAAAAUAAUAUUCAGCCAUCCACGAGACCUGGGAGGGAUGGAGGUAUCUUUGCCAGCAUGACAACACCGAAGGAAAUCAACAAAAACUCAUUCCACAAAGCACGCAAAAAGCCAAAUAGUGGAUCUUUUCAGACAGGAGAAGGAAGUGGAACACCUGACCUUCAGAAGAUGCCUUCCUUUGCAUCAAACUCAUCAAAACAUAGUUGCAAAAAUUUACUAGAGAAUGGAUACGGGAAGACAAGGAUGCUAUCAUCUGGUUCAGAGAUGAAUGGGAAAAUCCCGCGGAAGAGUAACUCUGUAAGAAAGAAGAAAUCCCAGACAAAUCCCUUGAGGUAUGUAAGCCACAAUGAGAAGAAAAAAUUGAUGUUAGGAGUGUUAAAAAAGAAUAAGAAAUUAGAGGCCAAGCCCUUAAUCAAGACCGUUUCUCCUGGAAAGCCUUGCCUGGAUGGCGCAGGUCUUCUUCAGAUGCUGUCUGAGAAAAUAUAUUUGGCAUUUCUGUUGGCAUCAAAGUAUAAUAUGGAUGACCCGGAGUGGGACAAACUCAAGAAGACCUUUGACUUCUACCCAGAGAAAUUAUGGCAAGGCCUCCCCAAUUUGGGAAACACCUGUUACAUGAAUGCAGUUUUACAGUCCUUAUUUUCGAUUCCAUCAUUUGCUGAUGAUUUACUCAGUCAGGAUUUCCCAUGGGGUAAAAUUCCCCUUGAUGCUCUGAGCAUGCGCCUGGCACAGCUGUUUGUUUUGAAAAAUGUUUAUAACCUAAAAAUCAAGGAGAGGUUACUUGUGACUAUUAAAAAAACCAUUUCGACAGUUGCAGAGAUCUUCUCUGGCAACAUACAAAAUGAUGCUCAUGAGUUUUUGGGCCACUGUUUGGUUCAGAUGAAAGAGAACAUGGAGAAAUUAAACACAAUCUGGAAGAUGAAAAUUGAAUCCGAGGAGGGCAGUUCAGCUCAACAGGUCUUUGCGGGUACUGCUGCCACCAGGGUGCUCAUCUGUCCCGUCAUCACUAAUUUUGAGUUUGAGUUGCUGCGCUCUAUUAUUUGUCAAGCCUGUGGUCAGGUAGUUCUCAAGACAGAAGUGAGUAAUUACCUCUCCAUCAACCUUCCCCAGGGAAUGAAAGCUCUCCCUGUGUCUAUUCAGUCUGCUUUUGAUCUCUUCUUCGGAGCAGAAGAACUUGAGUAUAGAUGUGAGAAAUGUCAGCACAGGAGUUCUGUCGCAGUGCACAAAUUCAGUAGGCUCCCCAGGGUUCUCAUUGUUCAUCUGAAACGUUAUAUCUUUAACGAGUUUUGGUCGCUAAGGAAGGAUGACCAGGAAGUUGUUAUUUCUAAGUAUUUAAAGUUAUCAUCUCAUUGCAAUGAAAGUACCAAACCACCUCUUCCUGUGAGCAAGAAUGCGCAUAAUAGGGACUCCCAAAUCCUAAAAGUCUUCCAGAAGAUGAGUGCUGAAAACCUUUGUCCACCAGCACUUUCCACAAAACCGACCUCAGCAUCCAGUGUUUUCCCAGUUCCACACACUGGGCCAGACAAAGAGCCUGAACCACAAAAAUGCCAGAUUCUCUCCGAAGGGUCACACGGAGAAGAGCAGAAAAAAGACCUGGGAAAAUGUUCCGGCCUGAAUACAACAGAGUCCAAACUGAUGAACCUAGGAGAUGGAGCAGUCAUUGAAAAAGAGCUAUUAGCCGCUGGCUUAAUGAUGAAUCUGGAAGAAACGUCCCAUUCUCUGAUCCACGACAAUGAAGGUAAACCCACCAGUGGUCCAGAAACACGCCUUGCAGACAAUUAUCCUCAAGAAGCGUCUGAAGAUCUAAAGCAAAAGAAGUACGAGAAGACCCCCAUGUUUGCAGAUUUGGAGAGUGUUGCUGACACCAUUGAAGAUUUUUAUGAUGGUAAGAAAAACAGAAUUUCAAAUGAAUUCCAAAAAGGGGCUGAGCCUACCCAGCAGGAUGAAAGGAUGAGGCUCUACGAACAAGCCCUUCAGCAGGCACUGCUUCAAGCCCUUUUGAAGCAACAUGCCCAGUGGUACACGGAGAACCUCAGGAAGCCUACAGACCUGAGUCUCCAGGGGGCCGAUGUGAAUUCCCUAGGUGCAUCGGGUUCCGAUGAAAACCCUGGAGACAAACAAUUUUUAGAUAUGGAGAAGACAGAAACUGAAGCCAAGAAACCAAAAGGAAAUGCCGAGAUGGACGAUCUCUACACCUAUCGGCUCGUUGGUGUUGUCAGCCAUCUCGGGCAGACCCCCAAUUCAGGCCAUUAUAUCAGCGAUGCCUAUGACUUUGAGAGGCAAGUGUGGUUCACUUACAACGAUCUCCAGGUAUCAAGUAUCCAAGAAGCUCUGAUGCAGGAGGCUAGGCUUUGCACCGGUUACAUCUUCUUUUACAUGCACAAUGAGAUCUUUGAAGAGCUGUUGAAAAGGGAAAAGAACGCUCAGUCUCGUAACACAGAGACAGUGGAGACCCCUCAGGAGAAAUAA